Molecule: messenger RNA, 7172 nt
Organism: Lethenteron reissneri (Far Eastern brook lamprey)
Lineage: Eukaryota; Metazoa; Chordata; Hyperoartia; Petromyzontiformes; Petromyzontidae
Gene: GAN
Product: gigaxonin
Biological process (GO): cytoskeleton organization
Molecular function (GO): protein binding
Source: RefSeq, a predicted model, not a curated record
AGAGAGACGCACGAGGAGGAGGGAGGGAGGAGGGAGGCUGCGGCCAUGGCCAAGCAGCCCGGGGCAGCAGAAGCCGCCGCGGCCGCCUCGGCUGGCGGAGCGGCGGGAGGCGGGGAGGGAGGAGGCUCGUCGCUGUUCAGCGACCCGCAGCACUCCCGCAAGCUGCUCAAGAACCUGCGCUCGUUCCGCGCGGACCCCAUCUUCUGCGACUCGGCCCUGGUGGUGGACGGUGCCGAGAUCCCCGUGCAGAGGAACCUCCUGGCGGCGGUCAGCCCCUACAUACGCACCAAGUUCAACUAUUCGCCGCCCAAGAACAACGGCACGGUGUUCAAGAUCACCCUGGAGGGAGUGGGUCUGAGCGUCAUCCACGAGAUCCUGGAGUACAUCUACACGGGGGAGGUGCGCCUCAGCGAGGAGACGAUCCAGGACAUGGUGCAGGGAGCCGACCUGCUGCUGCUCACUGACCUCAAGGCGCUCUGCUGCGAUUUCCUGGAAAGCUGCAUCGUCGCCGAAAACUGCAUCGGCAUCCGGGACUUUGCGCUGCACUACUCCCUGCUGCACGUGCACCACGUGGCCACCGAGUUCUUGGAGACGCACUUCCGCGAUGUGUGCGGCACCGACGAGUUCCUGGAGCUGUCGGCCUCCAAGCUGCGCGAGAUCAUGUCCCUGGAGAAGCUCAACGUGGGCAACGAGCGCUACGUGUUCGAGGCCGUGCUGCAGUGGCUCAAGCGGGACCUGGAGGAGCGCAAGGUGCACAUGAAGGAGGUGAUGACGGCCGUGUGGCUCGACACGCUGGACCCGCACUUCCUGCAGGAGCAGAUGCUGCGGGAGCCGCUGGUGCGCGUGAUCAUCCAGGAGUGCGCCAUCCCGCUCACGGAGACGCGCAGCGGAGAGGCGCUGCUCUCCAGCUUCCGCCCGCGAGGCUACUCCGAGUGCAUCGUCACCGUGGGCGGGGAGGAGCGCAGCUCCCGCAAGCCGACGGCGGCGGUGCGCUGCAUGUGCCCGCUCUACGACCCGAACCGGCAGCUGUGGAUCGACCUGGCGCCCAUGGGCACCGCACGCGUCAACCACGGCGUCGUCUCCGCAGAGGGAUCUAUCUUUGCGAUCGGCGGGUCGGAUGGCGAUAGCUCCGUGCUGAGCUCCGGGGAGAAGUACAACCCCGACAACAACAGCUGGACGGCCAUCGCUCCCAUGCGAGAGACGCGCAUGAACUUUGGCAUUGUGCACAUCGACGGGAUCCUGUACGUGAUCGGCGGCGAGGACGAGACUUCGGAGCUGCUGUCGGGAGAGACGUACGACAUCUACACCGACACGUGGUCGCUGCUGCCCGACAUCACCAUCCUUCGCAAGAUCGGUUGCUAUGCGGUGAUGAGGAAGAAGAUUUACGCCAUGGGAGGCGGCAGCUAUGGGAAGCUGUUUGAGUCGGCCGAGUGCUACGACCCCAAGACGCAGCAGUGGACGGCGAUCUGUCCCCUCAAGGAACGGCGGUUCGGCGCGGUGGCGUGUGGCGUGGGCCAGGAGCUCUACGUGUUUGGGGGCGUGCGGCGUAAGGAGGGAGAGAACGUGCCCGAGGGACAGAUGGUGACGUGCAAGUCGGAGAUGUACCACGACCAGGUCAAGCGGUGGACGUACCUGACGGACCAGAUGCUGAGUGUGCAGUCGGCCGCCUCCUUCGUGUACGGCGCCGUCCCCAUUGGCGCCAGCAUCUACCUGGUCGGGGACCUCGACACGGGGACUCAGUACGACUUUGUGCGCGAGUACCGCCGCAACACGGGCACGUGGCACCACACCAAGCCGCUGCUGCCCUCCGACCUGCGCCGCACCGGCUGCGCCGCCCUGCGCAUCGCCAACUGCCGCCUCUUCAAGCUGCAGAUGGAGCAGGGCCUCUUCCGCAUCCGCGUGCCGCGCUGACGGCGGCGCGGGGCGGCGGCGGCGGCGUGGAGAGAAAGAGAGGGAGAGAGAGGCGGCGGCACCGGAGGGGACCACCGGGGCUGUCCCCGCCACUAGCCAAGAUGGCAUCGCCGCGGGAUAGCGGGAGGAUGACUUGUGGCGAGCACCCGAGGAGACGGGCGGUGUGGCUGGGCGGCGUGCCCCUCCAGCCAAUGAGUGUCCGGCCGCGCCGUGUACAGCAAUUUUUCCCGGCGCUGAGCGGAUGACGCGACGCUCGCGUAGCUCCGCCAACGCCAGCACGGUGCCGCCGGUGCCGAUUCAAUGAUGGAGAGAUGGGGCCGGGCUUGGCACGCUUCUAGAGUCGCCUCCCUCGAUCUUCCCUCCCCACUCCGCUCGCCGCCCGGUGACGUCGCCCUCAGAGGGCUCGACAUUCACCCUCGGGCUGGGGGUCGCUCGCCAGGCCGGGGGCGGAGGUCAGCUUACGCAUGACAGGCCGCUCCGCGCUGUCGGAGUUAAGAUGGCACGCUCGUAGGGUGAGCAUUUGGCGACACGGGUUGUCAUGGGUCAGUGGCGAGCCGGACUGGGUCGCUAAGACGAAGGCAAAAGCGCCGGCUCCCUGUAGGGGGCUGCCUCUACGAGGAGACGGGCAAGAGUGAAACCGGCGCGGUGGACCGGCCGGUGGUACGGUGGGGGCGAGGGUUGGGGGUGGGGGGCGAGGGUUGGGGGGUGGGGGGGGCGUCGUUGGUCCGUCGUUCAAUGCCAGCGCCCGUUGGUGACCGGAUCGGGCCGGCUUGCCGUCCGAAUGCGCUUCGUAGAUCUCCAUGGGGCAAGCUCCCGUUUGUUUGGUUUGAGGUCCCCUUGGAUUUACCGCUCCUGCGUAUGUUUCCGUGGUUGCGCCGUUUAGCCCUCCGAGCGCUUUUUCAGGAUCUCCCGGCACGCGGAGUGAAACGUCAGACAUGGAACAACACGUGGCACAGCAUCAACACAUGUGGCAGAGCGACCAUUGUCGUGCGGUCCUCCCUCCGCUUGUGUUGAACGGUUUUUGCCGAUGUCUCGUGCGAGGAAGGCGUCUUGAUUUGGAGCACGGAGCAGCGCACCGCCCCUUGCCACAGGAACGGCCCCCGCAAAACGGCGUCGCAGAACUACUACUCAGUCCGCUUUCGUGGCUUCGUUAUAUGCACGCUACUCGGGGUGCGCAUACUAUACACGCCCGGCAUAGAUUGGUGCAUGUCGUUAAAAGCUUAACGAUUAAUUCUGAGAGCUUGAUUCAGCAGAUUUACGCCGUGAGCCAAUUGCGCCAGGGAUGUUUGGGUCACUGGUGAUUGGGCUGGAACCAUCCCCUCGCCACGUUGGAGGACCCGGUUUUGAAGCAUAGGUGGGGGCAACGUGCAUUUGUUCGGUGUCUCCAACCCCGAAGCAGCUCCUGGAGGAGUCUCCGCUUCGUAAAAACAAGUUGAGAGUCAUUUCCCCCACGUCAAAAAGGAACUUCCCCCUCCACGUAGCGCAUGCUCUCUGUCACAUAUAGCCAUCAUCGCUAUCAUCACUGUCGCCGUCAUCAUUAGUACAAGCCCUUCACUUUCGCCCCAUGUAGAGCACGCUGUCAUAUGAUCGCCAUGAUGAUAGUCAUCAGGACCCAGUAAAGUUCUGUUCCUGUAGAGAGUGCUCCGUCUCACAUCGUCGCCGUCAUUGUCAUCGCUUGUCUGUACCUCUUCCUUGGCCCUGGUGGUUUGCGGUGCCCCUACUCGGAGGUUGACCCUCGGCCGUUAGAGAUGAGCACCGCGAAUCGUCACGAGAGCCGCAGCCACACGGCAGCAUCGAUCCCCGGGCCCCCCUCGCGAAACCACAGCACCCCCUUGACCCCCCACUAAACCCACCCCCCUCACCGUAUCGCACCCCCAGCACCCUGGUGUAAUGCGGGUCCUCGAUAUCUCGGGCUACUGCGGGGGUGGGCAUUUAAAAAAACAUUUUUAUAUAUAAAACUAUGGCAAAACAGAAAAUCAAAACCCCUAUUCCAGAACGAUGCUCGGCGGUGCCGUUCCUUUGGCACGAGUCUGGCGUAGCGUCGGCACCAAUACGCGGCGGGACAGUGAGAAGCACAAGGGAUGGGGGGUGGGGGGUAGUAACGCACAAGGGACGGCCAGAGGCAAGCGCCAGGGCCACGAGCGCCCAUUUCUGGGUUGGCCGCCGGCCCGGUCGACAAGGAAUUCCUCAGAGAUGUGGCGGUUUUCGAAAUCACUUUGUGUGUAAUCAUGUGAUCGCCUUGGAGCAGGGGUGAGAACCUAUGGGCCCCCGCGGCUUCAUUCCACACAGCCCACAACUUCAUUUGCCAUGGCUUGUGGACUUCAUUCGAUACGACCUGCCAUUUUACUUGACGCGGCACACGAACGAUAUUUAUCCACUGCUGAAAAACUCUACGGGCCCUGGAGGGUGGAACGUUUUCGACCACCUGGAAAUGCUGUGCUAAUAUUAGAACCCACGGUCACCUCUGUCGUACCCUGCUACAGACAGAGGUGCAUCGGCAUGCGUGCGUGCCUGCGGUUGCUCUCCCCAGGGCAUUUGAAAGUCCUAUUCGGGCUUCAGUCAGUAAAAAGUUCCCCCUCCCUGCUGUAUCUUGAACGAAGCGAGCGUGGGGGACGAUCGUUUGGUCGAGCGACGGGAGCGUGAGCUCACGGCGCAACUCGUUUACGGACAACGGCCCGACUCCUCGCUGCUCUCCGCUCGGCCACAACGCGACGCCGACUGCCGCUAUCAUUCCGUAGAGCUGCUGCUGCUGCUGCCACUGUUGCUAUUAACCGCGGGGCUUACCCGUGGCUGGCAGCACAUCGUUUUUUUGCCCAAAUCGUUUUUUUGCACUGCAGAGGAGCGGCGUUUCUGUCUGGAGUGGCAGAGUCUGGAGCCAUCAUUCCCUCACGUGUUGACGGAAAGACGACUCGCGACGAGGUGACCAUUCCGGCUCGUGGGACUUUGCGUUCCAUCUCACGGUUACCGUUGUUUUGUUUACAGCGCGCGAUACCGGUCGAGUGGCGCGCUUGCCGCUGCCCGCACGCGCCGCGUUGGAGCGCGUCUCCUUGCGCCGCAGCGGCGAUCGACUUGAAAGUGCCUCGACUUUGUAGAGUAACGUGCGCACUUGCAGCAGCCCGCCGUGGGAAAGAGAGAGGCCCUGGGCAAGCGAGUGGGCCCCGGGGGAGCGAGUGGGACCUGGGGAAGGGGAGAGAGCCCCAAUGUGGGUGGGCGAGGGAUUGACCCAGCACGGGUGAGGGAGACUGGGUGAGCAAUGGAGACCUUGGCUGGUUGAGAGGAACUUGACUUUUUAAAAGAAAUUUGCACUCCACCCAUGAAAAACAUGCAGCUGCUGCCAUUUGUCCAAGUGCAGUGUUGAUCUAAGUUUAACGAAGUAGGUUCCAGACAAGUUAAUUUAAUACCCAGAUGGGCUGAACAUUGUAAUAGUACUAUGUAAUUUGUUGCAUAACAAUGUAAAUCCAAAUAUUCAAAAUAGUAAAUAACACUUCUAUAAAACUUGACUUUUUAAGUAUUAUUGGCUUAACUGACAGAGCCACUCAAAAAGCACAUCUGCUCUCGGCUCCCUCCCAAGUCCUCAACGUUUUUUUUACUGAAUAUUGUCCCUGUGAUGAUUCCCCCUCGUGGGAACAAAUUCACGACGAUGAACGGGGCAGUGCGAGGCGCUCAUCACUGGAAUAACAUUGACGACUCGCGGGGGUGUUGAGUGAUUGAGUUACAUCUCGGCAACGAAAACAGAGUUUGUUGAUUGGACUAUAGAGCACGCAUCCUCGGGUUGUCGUGUGACCUUUGCCUAUUCUAAUUGGACGUUUCCAUCCAAAUUUGUGUUAGAUUUGGUGACGGUUGCCCUAAAUUCUGCCCGGUUUAUCGUCGCGGCGUUCAGGUUUUAGUGGAAGAGGACCGAGUUUUACAGGGAGCGCGCGAGCAGCGCGUGGGUUGAGAGGGCUGCACAGCUGGGCCUGGUCUAACCGACAGCUGGUGAGUGUGGGGACCGAAUCCGCUGUGCGAUAUGAAUUUAACGCUUUUUAAAAUUCCAUUUUGUUUCCGCUCGGGGCCAAACCCGUGACCCCUCUCGGGGGUUCAAGAGGCGGACCACCCCGAGCGAAUGUCACUCCGAUCAACCGCGUGGGUGGCGUUGCUGAAACAGCGUGAAAGUCGAAGUGUGGGGUUUUAUUUUUAGUUGCGGUGAUAAUUACUAAUGUAAUUGCGUACAAAAAGUUCAAAGCAAACCGAUGACUCGGUACAGUAUUUAGAUGCGAGCGGGGUGCGGAGGUCGCCUCCCUCUCGCACGACUCAACUGCCGUGAGGUUCAACGAUCGUAGCAAUUCAGCCUCUCGAUGACAUCCAGCACAGCGCCAUUUGAUUCAACGGAGAAUCCCAGGCUCAGCUUCGUCAUCCCGGACAAAAGAUGUUGAUGAUUCCGGGGCUGAGCCGGGUGGGUACUUGAACGGGGAGACUGCUUGGGGAAGAGUAGGUGCCGUAUGCUUCACGGUCAACAUUAAAAGUCCAAUGACGUCUAUCGCCUGAGUGGGCCAUUGUGUGCUGGCGUCACGGUCCAAUUGGAUGAUGCAUUACAUAGCAAUCAACACUUUCCGACGCAAAAUUUGGCAGCACUCUCCCUGAGAAAGAGUCAUGAGACUCAGAGAGGCUCUUCUGGGUAAAUAGGUGUCAAUAUAUAAAUAAAAUAAAAGGCAACGUUUGUAUAGGGUUUGCAUCGCUCUCAAACGGUCAUCGAUUCUCACGGACGGACGAUGCAACUGCUGGUCACCGAGACCGACGGGAUCUCUUCUGCUGAAUCACCACGCGUGUGCGUGUGCGCGUGCCUGGCGGUGCGUGCGGUGAGUCGUGUCUACUCGGAAUGUUACUACGCGAGAGGCCAUAGUGGAGUGGUCACACCAACCCAUUACCAACAUAUGCAAGUGGGGGAAAGCAUCGACGCGUCGUUGGCACCCAGGGCGCAAUGCCUCAGUCUAUUCCUGGGAGACCGAGGGUCGGUGGCACAUGAGUCGGAGUAUUCACAGCCAGAGGGACCCUGGAUGCGGAUGCGGUGAGGAAAUGUGUGCCGGGUCAUCGACCCGGAGCCGGCGAGAUGCAGUGCUGCUGGCGGCGUCAUGAUACUCUCCCCCACGCGGGCAGCAUCAGCUCCACCAUCGCGUCGCCUACCCUCGCCGUAGUUGCCCAUGCGAGGCUCCGCUCGGAAUAACAACGCGUAGUCGACCACGUGACGACGGAGAUAGUUUAAAAUAAAACGUCUUCACCACUUC